Micropterus salmoides (largemouth bass) is the source of this 1792-nucleotide messenger RNA. Its product is annotated as trypsin-like. Gene Ontology annotation, biological process: proteolysis. The transcript is spliced from 6 exons. Lineage: Eukaryota; Metazoa; Chordata; Actinopteri; Centrarchiformes; Centrarchidae. The coding region runs from base 48 to 956 and encodes 302 amino acids. The record is from RefSeq and is a predicted model, not a curated record. Gene Ontology annotation, molecular function: serine-type endopeptidase activity.
GAAGGUUAUUUAUGCCGGUGCAGAUCUGAUCAUAUCUACUUACAGCGAUGGCUUUCUACAAAGUGUUCUGUGUGGCAGCUCUGCUGACUCUCCUGACACAAGAGUGUCACUCACAACUAAGCGUGUGUGGUAAGCCUGCGCUCAACACCAGGAUUGUUGGAGGACAAGUGGCCUCUGCAGGCAGCUGGCCCUGGCAGGCCAGUCUGCGAAACUCUGGGUCCCACUUCUGUGGAGGAUCCCUCAUUAACAAUCAAUGGGUGCUGACUGCUGCUCACUGCUUCUACAGCACAGGCAUAACCACACGCACUCUGACUGUGUCUCUGGGUCGCCAGACUCUACAGGGAUUGAACCCCAAUCAAGUGACUCGCACAGUAUCACAGAUCAUCAUUCAUCCCAACUAUAACUCCAACACUAAUAACAACGACCUUUGCCUCCUGAAGCUCUCCUCACCAGUGACUUUCACCAUCUACAUCCAGCCCGUCUGCCUGGCAGCCCCAGGCAGCACCUUCUACAGCGGCACUCCAGUCUGGGUCACCGGCUGGGGAACCAUUGGAAGUGGAGUGUCCCUUCCAUCCCCAGGAAACCUAAUGGAGGUGCAAUUGCCGAUUGUUGGGAACAGAAAGUGUAACUGUAACCAUGGAGUGGGCUUGAUCACAAGCAACAUGAUGUGCGCCGGGUUAAGUGUUGGAGGGAAGGACUCCUGUCAGGGGGAUUCUGGAGGUCCAAUGGUGAGCAAGCAGGGCGGUCGAUGGAUCCAGGGGGGAAUCGUCAGUUUUGGAAGAGACUGUGCCGAGCCUAAUUUCCCGGGAAUCUACACCCGAGUGUCCCAGUAUCAGUCCUGGAUCAACAGCCAGAUCUCCAGUAACCAGCCAGGCUUCCUCACCUUCAGGUCCACUGGGACUGACGGUGACCUCAGCGUCACCUGUCCUGGCCUGCCACCAAAAGCCACAGGCUAAGGUAGUGCCUGCCUACCUUGCCAUGUCCAGACUUAAUUAGACAGAACUUACUUGGUCUAAUAAAUUUCUAGUAUUUUUUUUGUUGGUAUGUGUUGCUAAUUUGACCACAGAGCCCUAAACGUCAAUAAAUGACGCAAAAGGGGUACCCAGGACGUUAAAAGGUUAUGGCAAAGGGCCUUACCAAGCGUCAAUAUGUGACAAGUCGGGAGUGUGAAUGUGUUCUUCCCUCAGGCAUACCACAUUUAGUAAAACAAAAAAUUAUAUCCGUCUUACGUGUUUGUUCAUGAUUAUUCUGGCGGUCCAAUGAUGUGUGAGCAGGGCGGCUCUUGUUUCUGUGCAGCAGUGUUCAAAAUAUCGGCUCCUACACCCCCACCAGUCAAACACGAGUAGAUUCAUUGAUGGUCUUCACCAAAGUCAGUGCUUUGAGACCUUCCUGGCUUAGAGUUGGUCUUCACUCCAGCAUCCAACACCACCAGUAACAACAGCAUCAAACACAGCUGCCACUGACAUACUAUACAUAAUAUACUACCAGUGGGGGCGCUCGCGCUCACUCACCCUUCUUCUUAUAGAUGUGACAAGCACGACUGAAUCUAAACAACCUAAAAUUUGAGAGACAGUGGAAGCUUAAAGCUGCAUUAAUUAAUCUAUGACUUGAUUCUGCCUCUGUUGGUGACAGCUGGAGAUCAAAAAAGAGAUUCUGGAUGCCACCUGCUUUCCUGCUUCACCUACUUGGAAAUGAAGGGUUAAAAAAUUAUGAAAAUUUAAGGAGCUAUGUGUUGCUUUUCAAUGAAAUCACUUAUUAAUAAAUCACUUUUUUACUAUGGGCUCUAACCUCA